Messenger RNA from Phaedon cochleariae (mustard beetle), 3573 nucleotides. Lineage: Eukaryota; Metazoa; Arthropoda; Insecta; Coleoptera; Chrysomelidae. The record is from the annotation of a GenBank genome assembly.
GCAUUUGUAUCAUAAAUUGAUCAAUCGGUAUACAAACUAUUUUCGUACGCGGAACCUACAAUGACUGGUGCCAUUUAAUAUACAGUGUUUACAGUUUAAAUUAGUUUAAUUAAAUGCCGUUUUGAAAAUGUCUGAGCGCAGAUUCAAAAUAUCAAAACCGGAGGAUAAUAACCAUUACAAAUACAGUGCUUGUUUGAAUGAUGAGAUAGUUACAGAAAAAUUACUUCCAUCCAAGAACAAUGGGCUUGAUCGCACUCGAGGUUCAGGAGAUGGCACAGACGACCAGGCUUUCGUUCCCGAAAAGAUGUCCGGCUACGAGACCAACCUCUACCUAUACUCGGAAGAGAUGGAGGACAGGCCCAGGAUAUCGACCCUCAUCAGUUCCUUGGCGAACUACUCCAACACCAUCCCUCCGGCAUCCAACGAUCCCGAUGCCAGACCCCCGAGAACCGGCGCCGGGAUGGGAACCCUCAUCGGGGUCUACCUACCCUGCAUCCAAAACAUUUUCGGUGUCAUUUUGUUUAUCCGUUUGACCUGGGUCGUAGGUACCGCAGGGGCCCUUCAAGGUUUUCUCAUCGUACUUUGUUGUUGUUGCGUAACGAUGUUAACCGCCAUAUCAAUGUCUGCGAUCGCCACGAAUGGGGUGGUUCCGGGAGGAGGGAGCUACUUCAUGAUAUCGAGAUCGAUAGGACCCGAGUUUGGUGGAGCUGUCGGCAUGCUCUUCUACACCGGUACGACGUUAGCUGGCGCUAUGUACAUCGUCGGUGCUGUAGAAAUUCUACUGAUGUACAUCACUGACAAGCUAACGUUAUUUGGUGAUAUAACUGACGAUGAAGUGAAAUUCAACAACUUCCGUGUGUAUGGUACUGCAGUUCUGGCGGUGAUGGGAACGAUAGUAUAUUUUGGAGUGAAAUUUGUCAACAAAUUUGCCACAGUGGCGCUUGCAUGUGUCAUUUUCUCCAUUCUGGCUGUGUACAUUGGAAUUUUUGUCAAUAUCAACGGGAAUGAUAACUUACAUAUAUGUGUACUCGGUAAAAGAUUACUCAAACUGGAUAAUCCUUUCGAAGAAUGUCACAAAAACGAAACAGGAAUUCUACACAAGAUGUUCUGCAAAAAUGAAACUGGAUUCGGUGACGUCAAAUUCAAGUGUGAUCCUUAUUACGAGAAACAUGAUCUCGUUAUUGAGAGAGGAAUCAAAGGACUAUCAUCCGAUGCAUUCUUUGAUAAUAUCUACGAUUGUUUUCUUGAGCAAGGCCAGUUCAUCAGCAAAGGAAAACAACAAGAAGACAUGGAAAGUUUCGGAAAUGAUCACUACAACCAAGUUUUCUCUGACAUCACGACGAGUUUCACAAUACUCAUCGGUAUAUUCUUUCCUUCAGUAACCGGCAUAAUGGCCGGCUCCAACAGAUCUGGUGACCUUGCCGACGCUCAGAAAUCUAUUCCCAUCGGAACCAUAUGUGCCAUAUUGACUACUUCAACAGUGUAUCUCUCCUCCGUAUUGCUGUUCGCUGGAACUGUCGACAACCUCCUCCUUAGAGACAAGUUCGGUGAAUCGAUAGGUGGCAAAUUCGUUGUGGCAAACAUCGCCUGGCCUAACCAAUGGGUUAUACUCAUAGGCUCCAUCCUAUCAACCUUAGGUGCCGGUCUCCAAUCGCUGACUGGAGCACCUCGACUCCUUCAAGCCAUAGCCAAGGACGGUAUCAUUCCAUUUCUAUCCCCUUUCGCUGUCUCAUCCAGCAGAGGGGAACCUACUAGAGCUUUGCUGCUGACCCUUUUGAUUUGCCAAGGAGGGAUCCUACUUGGGAAUGUCGAUAUCCUAGCACCGUUGCUGUCGAUGUUCUUCUUGAUGUGCUACGGAUUCGUCAACUUGGCGUGCGCUUUGCAGACUCUCCUGAGAACUCCCAACUGGCGACCACGGUUCAGAUACUACCACUGGUCCCUCUCCUUCCUUGGUCUUUCCUUGUGCAUUGCGAUCAUGUUCAUGACCUCAUGGUACUUGGCCCUCAUAGCGAUGGCCAUGGCGGGAAUCAUUUACAAGUACAUCGAAUACAGAGGAGCCGAGAAAGAAUGGGGUGAUGGCAUUAGAGGAUUGGCUUUGUCCGCAGCAAGAUUUUCUCUAUUACGUUUAGAGGAAGGUCCCCCUCACACGAAGAACUGGAGACCCCAAAUCCUGAUCCUAGUCAAACUUACCUCCGAUUUAUUACCCAAAUAUCGGAAACUGUUCGCGUUUGCAGCUCAACUAAAAGCUGGAAAAGGUUUGACCAUUUGUGCCUCUGUAGUGGGUGGCGACUUCACACGUUCUUACGGGGAAGCGAUGGCUGCUAAACAAAGCCUGGGCAAGACCAUGGAGGAAGAAAAAGUGAAAGGUUUUGCUGAGAUCCUUGUCGCCAGAGACAUAACUGAAGGAUUAUCCAACUUAGUCCAAACUGCUGGUCUUGGGGGACUGAAGCCAAACACGGUCAUUUUGGGCUGGCCGUAUGGUUGGCGACAAUCAGAAACCGACCGCACAUGGCAGGUGUUCUUGGAAACCGUCAGGAAUGUCACUUCAGCCCACAUGGCCUUACUGGUUCCCAAGGGAAUCAAUUUCUUCCCGGAUUCGACUGAAAAAGUCGUUGGAAAUAUCGAUAUCUGGUGGAUUGUCCAUGAUGGAGGGUUGCUUAUGCUGUUGCCUUUCUUGUUGAAACAGCACAGGACCUGGAAAAACUGCAAGAUGCGUAUCUUCACGGUAGCUCAGAUGGAAGACAACUCGAUUCAGAUGAAAAAGGAUCUGAAGACAUUCCUUUAUCACCUCAGAAUUGGAGCUGAGGUCGAAGUUGUUGAAAUGAUGGAUCAUGAUAUAUCUGCUUACACCUAUGAAAGGACACUUAUGAUGGAGCAACGUAAUCAAAUGCUCCAAGAAUUGCGACUGAACAAAAAAGAAAGUCUUGGCAUGGUACAAUCUAUUAUAGACCAGCACCAUACAAUUGCGGAUUCCAAAACUGCGACCAAGGUUCGAUUCCAGGAACCAGGACCUGAAGGCGAUAACAAAACCGCUGAACCCACGAAUGAGCCUAAUUCUGAAUCGAAGGAAGAUUGUGACAACUCCAAGGAAAAGGAUGAUUCUUCGGAAAAAGAAAAGGAAUGUACAAACGAACACAAUCACAACCAUACUAAUUCUGUAUCAGAAGAAAAGAAUAAACCCACCACCAAAACCCCUGACGAAGGUAACGUUCGUCGUAUGCAUACAGCCGUCAGGCUGAAUGAAGUGAUAGUCAAUCGUUCUCACGAUGCUCAACUAGUUAUUCUGAACCUUCCUGGGCCUCCCAAGGACACCAAAAUGGAGCGAGAGUCAAAUUAUAUGGAAUUCUUGGAGGUACUCACAGAAGGAUUGGAGAGAGUACUGAUGGUGCGCGGCGGAGGACAGGAAGUCAUCACCAUCUAUUCGUAAUUUUAAUAUUUGACACCAAUUCUGCGACUCGAUAAAUCGAAAGAUACUUUUUUAAAUAAUCAAAGGACAUUCGCUAAUACUCAAAAUGGCGAUGGCGUAACAGUAUUUUAGAAUGUUUAAACAGGAGAAUAGAGAUUAUACAAGAG